AUGGCGAAUCAAAACUUCCAAAUUUUGGUGUUUUCUACACUCUUUCCAACCCUAGUUCUAGCAGAGUGCACCUGCGAUAUUGAGAGAAAUGCAGAUGGAAAUAGGAGUUCGGCCCUCAAGUACAAAUUAGGAGCAAUAGCUGCGACCUUAUUUGCUAGCUCUAUUGGCAUCUGUCUACCAAUUUGGGGAAAGAAAAUACCAUCUUUAAACCCUAAAAGCAAUUUCUUCUUCAUCAUCAAAUCUUUCACCGCCGGCAUAAUUUUAGCAACAGGGUUCAUUCACAUCCUUCCCGAUGCUUUUGAUAGCUUGACUUCUCCAUGCAUUCCCAUCAAUCCUUGGGGAAACUUUCCGUUCACCGGUUUUGUAGCAAUGGUUGCUGCUAUUUGUACGCUUAUAGUUGAUGUGUAUGCAAAUUCUUAUUAUAAGAAGAAGUAUGGAAACGAGAACUUUCAAGCUACAGUGGGGGCAGGUGAUCGCAAUAAUGGAGAGAGUAAUCUCUCAGGAGUGCUUCCUCUUCAUACUCAUGCCAUACAUGGUCAUGGACAUGCCUCGAUGGAAGGGGAUACCAUUUCUACUGAGCUUCGGUAUCGUGUGAUAUCGCAGGUUUUGGAAUUUGGAAUUAUUAUGCACGCCCGAUUUAUUGCCAUUGCUUUGGGUGCAUCGGGUAGUCUAGAAACAAUAAGGCCUCUGCUGGUAGCUUUCACGUUUUAUCUAUUUUUCGAGGGUAUUGGAUUAGGCGGAUGCAUCACUCAGGGAAAAUUCAAUGUGCGAGCAAUUGCAAUCAUGUCUGUUUUCUUCUCGCUUACAACACCAGUUGGAAUUGCGAUUGGGAUUGGAAUAGCAAAUGUCUACAAAGAUAACAGCCCAAUUGCUAUCAUAGUGGAAGGAAUUUUUGAUUCAGCACCAGCCGGUAUCCUAAUUUACAUGGCAUUGGUGGACCUUCUCUCUGCAGAUCUCAUGAAUCCAAAGAUGCAAAGCAAUUCAAAGCUUCUGCUUGGGGCAAAUGUUUCCUUUCUUUUUGGUGCUAGUUGUAUGUGUCUCUUGGCCAAAUGGGUCUGA
Messenger RNA from Coffea eugenioides, 1059 nucleotides. Its product is annotated as zinc transporter 5-like. The record is from RefSeq and is a predicted model, not a curated record. Bases 1 to 1059 code for a protein of 352 amino acids. NCBI's taxonomy places the organism in Eukaryota, Viridiplantae, Streptophyta, Magnoliopsida, Gentianales, Rubiaceae. Gene Ontology annotation, molecular function: zinc ion transmembrane transporter activity. Gene Ontology annotation, biological process: zinc ion transmembrane transport. The transcript has 3 exons. Gene Ontology annotation, cellular component: plasma membrane.